GAGCCGCUGUGCCCAGGUUUUUUUACUAGUGAUACUUAAAAGCAAAAAAUCCCUCUGUCUAAAAUGGCUAAGAGCAGUGGUUUUUUAACCAUUAAUGGUUCAUGAAGUCAAUUAAGUAGCUUCUGAUCACAGAAAGGAAAGGAAAUAGAAAACUCACAAUACUUGUCAGGAAGAAUAAAUACUGUUUCAUGAACCUUUUCAGUUAUGUUCCUGUACCUAGCAAAACACCACAUAAUGAGAAAAACAUAGGUUGAGGCAAUGAGGAAAACAGUGCCACUUCAUGGCUACAACCGCUGCCUGGGUUACUAUAGUCCUCAUGGUCUUGCUUGAAGGAGAUAGUAAGGCCCCAUUUGGGGGCUGCUUGGAGCUGUUGUCUAGGCAUAGAGCAGUCAGCAUCUGCUGUCCUUAACUGAAGGGGAAAUGCAUUUGUCAUUUAAAUGUUGGAAUGGUUUUGAGAGGACUUUCCUUGGGGUUGUUCUGUGGAGAGGGGAUUCUUGGAGGUCGUUUAUUCCCUACAAGACCAAUCUGGUUACUGCCAGUUCCCACCUUCCCAGGCUCCCUCUGGAGGCUCUCACCAGAUGUCAUGCCCCUUUCCUCCUUCUCUGUGUUUCCAGAGCAUGCUCCACCCUGCCUUCUGGAGCCCACCUGGCAGGAGCAGGCCCCUCUGGGGGCAUGGGGAGUCCCUCCUCUCGGCACAAGCAGAGACAGCUCCAGUUCUUAUCUCUUUUGGGGCAGAAGCUCUGACUGGGACAGAGUGUGCCUCCAGCUAGCCAUGGCCUUCAGGCUAUUUUUGGAAAGGGGAGUGUGAUAGGGCGUGGCGGUUUGUGGGGGUCAAGCUCUCAUGGCUGCAGCUAGUGUUACCCCCCCUGGCUCUCUGGACCUGCUGCAGCCUGGCUUCUCCAAGAGCCUUCUGGGGACCAAGCUAGAGGCCAAGUACCUGUGUUCUGCCUGCAGGAACGUCCUACGCAGGCCCUUCCAGGCCCAGUGCGGCCACCGGUACUGCUCCUUCUGCCUGACCACCAUCCUCAGUUCCGGACCUCAGAAUUGUGCUGCUUGUGUUCAUGAGGGCAUAUACGAAGAAGGUGUUUCUAUUUUAGAAAGCAGUUCGGCUUUCCCAGAUAAUGCUGCCCGCAGGGAGGUGGAGAGCCUGCCAGCCGUCUGUCCCAGUGAUGGGUGCACCUGGAAGGGGACCCUGAAAGAAUACGAGAGCUGCCAUGAAGGUCGCUGCCCGCUCAUGUUGACCGAGUGCCCUGCCUGCAAAAGCCUGGUCCGCCUUGGUGAGAAGGAGCGCCACUUGGAGCACGAGUGCCCAGAGAGGAGCCUGAGCUGCCGGCACUGCCGGGCACCCUGCUCUGGGACAGAUGUGAAGGCUCACCACGAAGUCUGCCCCAAGUUCCCUUUGACUUGUGAAGGCUGCGGCAAGAAGAAGAUCUCUCGGGAGAAGUUCCAGGACCACAUCAAGACCUGUGGCAAGUGUCGAGUCCCUUGCAGAUUCCACACCGUCGGCUGUCAGGAGACGGUGGAGCAAGAGAAACAGCAGGAGCAUGAGGCGCAGUGGCUGCAGGGGCACCUGGCCAUGCUGCUGAGCUCCGUCCUGGAGGCAAAGCCCCUUUCAGGAGACCAGAGCCAGGUGGGAUCAGAGAUCCUGCAGAGGUGUGAAGCACUGGAGAGGAAGACGGCCACUUUUGAGAACAUCGUCUGUGUCCUGAACCGGGAGGUGGAGAGGGUAGCCAUGACAGCUGAGGCCUGUAGCAGGCAGCACCGGCUGGACCAAGACAAGAUUGAAGCCCUGAGUAACAAGGUACAGCAGCUGGAGAGGAGCAUCGGCCUCAAGGACUUGGCAAUGGCUGACCUGGAACAGAAAGUUCUUGAAAUGGAGGCGUCCACCUAUGAUGGGGUCUUUAUCUGGAAGAUUUCAGACUUUGCCAGGAAGCGCCAAGAGGCUGUGACUGGGCGCACACCUGCCAUCUUCUCCCCAGCCUUCUAUACCAGCAGAUACGGCUACAAGAUGUGUCUGCGCAUCUACCUGAACGGCGAUGGCACCGGGCGAGGGACACACCUCUCUCUCUUCUUUGUGGUGAUGAAAGGCCCGAAUGACGCCCUCCUGCGGUGGCCCUUCAACCAGAAGGUGACCUUAAUGCUGCUGGACCAGAACAAUCGGGAACAUGUCAUUGAUGCCUUCAGGCCCGACGUGACCUCAUCCUCUUUUCAGAGGCCAGUCAACGACAUGAAUAUCGCCAGCGGCUGCCCCCUCUUCUGCCCUGUCUCCAAGAUGGAGGCCAAGAACCCCUAUGUGCGGGAUGAUGCCAUCUUCAUCAAGGCUAUUGUGGAUCUGACAGGGCUCUAGUCACCACCUACCAGGGCUCGGGGGCAGUCAGGCAUAGCCAACUCAGUGAGGGGCUGCCCACUUUACUUCAAGUCAGGGCCUCACCGCAUGAGGUUGGUUGGGGGCUGGGCUUUGGUGCUUGACAGGCUGUCGGCCAAAGGCCAGGUCAGCAUCACACAACGGAAGGGGCCAUUGGUCAAUCCUUAGAUUUCAGAGACUUCGUGGAGGGUUAAGGGAGAUGGGUUCAGCCUGAGGCCCUGGUGGGAUCAGUUGAGGAUCUUAAAGGAUUUUUGGCAGUAACUGCCCUCACUGUUCUAUGAAGGAAAGAGAGGCCCCUGUGGGGCUCUUGGACAAGAGCACAUUCCACAAGGGGCUUCAGAGCAGGGUGGCAUCAGGAGUGCAACAGGCAGGUCUCUCUGUGCUUAGCAGGUAGGGCUUCCCCAGGCCAUCCACAGAGCAAGGAAGCAGUGCUAUCCAGUUCUGCCCUCUGGCCCCUAGAGAGAAGGGAACAUGUUAGACCUCUGUGUGCUUGUCUGGUGCUGCGGAGCUGGGCCAGUGGCCAGAAGAGGGUGCUGGUCCCAGGCACAGUCUCGCCCACUGAACGGUGUGUGUGAACUGCACCCAUCCAGCCAAGACACCAUCAUUAAACUGCUGAGACUGUG
This is a messenger RNA of Otolemur garnettii (small-eared galago), 2988 nucleotides long. RefSeq names its product TNF receptor associated factor 2 (gene TRAF2). The coding region runs from base 842 to 2347 and encodes 501 amino acids. Lineage: Eukaryota; Metazoa; Chordata; Mammalia; Primates; Galagidae. Gene Ontology annotation, biological process: regulation of apoptotic process; positive regulation of canonical NF-kappaB signal transduction; activation of NF-kappaB-inducing kinase activity. The record is from RefSeq and is a predicted model, not a curated record. Gene Ontology annotation, molecular function: ubiquitin protein ligase binding; tumor necrosis factor receptor binding; ubiquitin-protein transferase activity. Gene Ontology annotation, cellular component: cytosol; cytoplasmic side of plasma membrane; plasma membrane signaling receptor complex. The transcript has 11 exons.